AAAAGAAAUAAGCAAGCACAAUAAGACAAAGGAAGUUAAUAAAUAUAAACAAUGAAAAAAAAUAAUAAACCAGAAAAAAGGAAAACUACGAAAAACGUACAAAAGCUCAAAACUCCACCGGCACGAUCAUCAUCAUCAUCAUCAGGAGCAGCAGACGGCGAGAAGAGUGAGAGCAGGAGUAAAAUGGCAGGGCUGGGCGGCCUCCACCGGGCUGCCUCUCACCUCUCACGCCACCUGGCCAGGCUGAGGGGCUUCCAGGCUGCCAGACACACCCAGGGACAUGCCGCACUCCUGCACACCACACCUGCCCUGGACGCUGGAAUAUUUGGUAAGGAUGGGGAUGAGGAUGAGGGUGUGUCCUUCAUGGAGGAUCUCUUAGAAGCCCUCACAGACAUGGGGACUCAUUACACCCUGGAGGUUAAGGAAAGCAUUCCAGUCACCCCUCAGCUGAGCCCAGUGCACCAUAGAGACACAGGCUUGAGAAGCGGAGAGUUGGAAGUGAAGGAACAGAGUGCGGUUUUAGCAGCGUGUGACAGUGAAAAGGGUGGUGAUGGCAGUGAGAAAGACUACAGAAUGACACACACUCCUCUUACGAGCCGUCAUGACCAUUCCAGUGCCUCAGACCAACAGCCAACAGUCACAGCAGCUACCACAGAUGAGGAGGAUAUGGUGCAGCUGCAGAAGGAGGAACUGGAAAGCAUAGGCAAGGAGUCACAUUCACCAGAGAGUCUUCCUGUAGCCCCAGAGCACCUAGACUCCUUACAUGAGGACCACCACUUGGCAGGUCCCACUCGAAUUAUGCCAAUAGAAGCAGCAUCUCACUAUGACCCUCACCCCAUUGACCUGAACUCAGAUCUCACACAAAUACAGAGAGAGGACCUGGAGAUCUUUGCCACUGAGACCACAGAAGCCACAACAAACACCUCCUUUGAUGUGAUAGAGGAAUUUUAUGAAGCAUCUCAAGAGGAAAUACAAAAUGAGGACUUGCUAAAUGAGUGUCAGGAGGGAGAGGUAGAGCAAGGAGAUGCGGAGUCCCUGACCACUGAGGGCGCUAGUUCUGUUCCUCAGGUACCAGAUGACACAAAGGACGUGAAGGUGGGGACAGUGAUUGCCCUCAUGGUGGCUGAGGGGGAGGACUGGAAGAAUGUGGAGAUGCCCGCUAUAGAAGGAGCAGCACCCACACCCACAUCCGCCACUGAGGAGGCCCCCAGAAAGUCAGCAGAGGCAGAGGCUGGCCAUGGCCACUAUGGCCCUUCAGUGAGGCUGUUGCUGGAGCAGUAUGGCCUGAGGGAAGGGGACGUCCCCCACGGUGGCCCACACGGCAUCCUGGUGAAGGGGGAUGUGCUGCGCGUCAUCAAGGAGAGGAACCUCACACCCAAGGCGCCAGAGUCAGUUCCUCCACCUGAAGCACCACAACCUGCUGCUGCCGCUGCUGCUGCCGCACCAUCACAGCCACUGCCACCACCACCCGCCCCAGUCACUGUGGCAGGGGAUGGAUAUAGAGAUGUGGAGGUGACCAACAUGAGGAGAACCAUUGCAAAGAGGCUCACACAAUCAAAGAGUGGCAUCGCUCAUUCCUACGCCACCAUGGAAUGCUGCAUGGACAGUCUGCUGGAGCUGAGGAAGCAGUACAAGGCAGACGGCGUCAACGUCAGUGUCAAUGACUUAAUCAUCAAGGCGGUGGCUGUGGCCCUCACCAGGUGUCCUGAGAUGAAUUGCGUGUGGCAGGGAGACCAGCUCAAGACAGGCGGCCCAGUGGACGUGAGUGUUGCUGUAGCUACCCCGGCCGGCCUCAUCACCCCAAUAGUGCGAGGGGCAGACAGCCGGGGCCUGGAGGACAUUGCAGCCACCGUGAGGGACCUUGCCACCCGUGCCAAGGCCAACAAAUUGAAGCUGGAUGAGUUUCAGGGAGGAACCUUCACCAUCUCCAACUUGGGAAUGUUUGGCAUCCGGGAGUUCAGCGCCAUCAUCAACCCUCCCCAAUGUGGCAUCCUGGCCGUGGGAGGAAGCCGUCUUGUGCCAGACGAAUCAGGAGAGCCAGUGACCCUCAUGGCCUCCCAGCUCUCCUACGACCGCGGCGCUGUGGAUGACCUAGUGGCGGCAGAGUUCCUCACCAUCCUGAAGUCCCUCCUGGAGAAUCCCCAGUCAAUCCUCUUGGGCUCCUACGUCUCCCAGCCACACCCCCUUGCUGCCCUCCUCUGAGCUCAGCACUGCGACCUCAAGUGAUAGACUUUGUUGUUACUGUGCAGGUGAAUAAAGGUUUAUGUUGUGAAAUUUUAUCAUCUUUGGUUGUCAAGAUGUGUGGAGUGAGUUAAGCACAACAGGGGUUUAUGUACAAUCAUUUUACUGUUUCUGUCUAUCUAUGAGGCUGAGAAGGACUUGCAGGAAGAAAUUAAAUCUUUUUUACAAUUUCUUAUAUCUGUGAGGCUGAAAGGUGCUUGUGGGAGGAGAUAAGUAAUCUUUUGCAGUUUCUUCUAUUUAUAGAAGAAACUUCUAUUUAUUUCUAUUUAUUAUUUAUAGGAAAGACUUGUGGGAGAAAAAAAUUCUUACAAUUUCUUCAGAGGCUGAGGAAUUAGUUUAACUAAUCUCAAUUGUUUCUAUGAAGAUGAAACACGAGAGGGAAGAAAUCCUUCACUCCAAAUUUAAAAUGAAAAGCCAUCAAUCCUUAAAAUAAGGACAUUUAAACAAAAAUGAGGCUGAAAUCAAGAUGAAGCAAAUUUUCGUGGCUGAAAUCUGACACGCCAAUUAAGGAAGGUUCAGUAGUUUAAUCCCUCUCAACAGCUUAACUUGAGUACAGAUGACGGGCUCCUGAUUUCAUUUCCCCUACUCUGCCUUAUCUCAUCCUAGGAAAACAAAGCCACAGGUCCUUCACAGCUGGUCACUAUUCUACUUACCAGAAACUCCCCUCACUCUUGACAUUCAUCUUUCUUUCCUUCUCUGGCUGCACCACAACCACCAACACAACACUGUGGAUACAUUUCUUGGUUACCUUCAAUCCUCAAUUGUUAUUGUAUAUAUUGUAAAGCUUAUAUAUUAAAUUAUUUAAGACAA
Molecule: messenger RNA, 3051 nt
Organism: Scylla paramamosain (green mud crab)
Lineage: Eukaryota; Metazoa; Arthropoda; Malacostraca; Decapoda; Portunidae
Product: pyruvate dehydrogenase protein X component, mitochondrial-like
Exons: 9
Coding region: 52-2202 (716 amino acids)
Biological process (GO): pyruvate decarboxylation to acetyl-CoA
Cellular component (GO): pyruvate dehydrogenase complex; mitochondrion
Molecular function (GO): acyltransferase activity
Source: RefSeq, a predicted model, not a curated record